Messenger RNA from Zingiber officinale, 2547 nucleotides. RefSeq names its product probable serine/threonine-protein kinase WNK5. The transcript is spliced from 8 exons. The record is from RefSeq and is a predicted model, not a curated record. Bases 580 to 2448 code for a protein of 622 amino acids. NCBI's taxonomy places the organism in Eukaryota, Viridiplantae, Streptophyta, Magnoliopsida, Zingiberales, Zingiberaceae. Gene Ontology annotation, molecular function: protein serine/threonine kinase activity; ATP binding. Gene Ontology annotation, cellular component: cytoplasm. Gene Ontology annotation, biological process: intracellular signal transduction; protein phosphorylation.
CCACUUCCCUCUUCCCUCUCAACUGCCACGUCUCCAUUUUUCUCUCCCUUCUUCUCCGCAGCACUCGCCUCUUCUCAUUUCAAAUCCCUUCGUCUUCCUCGUCGAUCGCCUUUCAAAUGUCUUCCUCGUUAAUGGCGGAAUACGGGCGUAGCAGUCGGUUCUUCAAGUUCAGACCCCAACACCUCGCGGCGGAGGCAUCCCUUCUCGAUUAGUCUGAGUUCGAUCUCAAAGGGAUCGAUCGACUUCCUCUUCGCAUCGGUGUUCGGACUUUUACUCGCGUGUGUUCUGAUCCCUCUGGGAGAAUCGAUGGUUGGGAAGUAUCGCCACGACUUCUUCUUCGGGACGGCGGUGCAGAUGGCGCGGAUCAUGCUCCGGAUCCACUACUCCAGGCUCUUCUGGCAGCUCUUCGGCGUCUUCAACUACGAGAACCACGAAGGAAACCCGCGCAUCAUCUAGCGCACCCAUCGCCGCUGAUUUCUGUUAAUUCGUCCUUUGGAGUUCUGCUCUUGCUUUCCGCUUCUUAAUAUUUCCUAGCGCUUCUUCUCGUUUCCUUUCUUGUUCUUGGUCUCUGAUUGGCCGAUGAGGCAGCAGCCGGUGGAGAGGCGGCGUCCGGAGCUCGUCGACAAGAUGAAUGGCUACGUCGAGACCGAUUCAGCGGGUCGCUACGGUCGUUUCGAUGAAAUGCUAGGGAAGGGAGCCAUGAAGACAGUUUAUAGAGCAUUUGAUGAACUAAAUGGCAUUGAAGUGGCGUGGAACCAAGCCAAAAUCUGCAAUGUGAUGCGCUCUCCUGAAGCACUGGAGCGCAUGUGCUCAGAGGUCCAGCUUCUCAGCUCUCUCAACCAUGACUCCAUCAUCAAGUUCCACGCUUCUUGGAUUGAUGCAGAAAACAGGACUUUCAACUUCAUCACCGAGAUGUUCACCUCCGGCACCCUCCGAGAGUAUCGUCAAAGAUAUCCCCGAGUUGAUGUCAAGGCUGUCAAGAGAUGGGCACGGCAAAUCCUCCAGGGACUGGUAUACUUGCAUGGCCAUGACCCUCCGGUUAUUCACAGAGACCUAAAGUGUGACAACGUUUUUGUCAAUGGCCAUCUAGGGCAAGUCAAGAUUGGUGAUCUCGGCCUGGCUGCUAUGCUCCGUGGAACACAGUGCGCCCACAGUGUCAUAGGGACACCAGAGUUUAUGGCACCGGAAGUUUAUGAAGAGGAAUACAAUGAGCUUGUUGAUAUGUACUCAUUUGGAAUGUGUGUUCUCGAGAUGCUUACCUCUGAAUACCCCUACAGCGAGUGUUCAAAUUCAGCUCAAAUUUACAAGAAAGUUACUUCAGGGAAAUUGCCAGAUGCAUACCAUCGCCUCAAGGAUCCCCAAACAAAGCGUUUCAUUGGAAGGUGUUUAGAGAGAGCCUCAGAGAGAGCAUCGGCGAUGGAGCUCCUCCUUGAUCCCUUCCUUGCACUUGAAGAUCAUCCUACUUCCUUAUCAAGCUUCAAAAAUCCAGCCAAUGUUUUUAACAAGGUUAUUAUUGCAUCAGGAGCACCCAAUCAUAUGCAGGUGGCAGACGAUGAUCCUGAACUGCAUACUGAUCCCGUAUCGCAGGCUGCUAACAUGACCAUCACUGGCAAGAUAAAUCCGAAAGAUGACACUAUAUUUCUCAAAGUGCAAAUUGCUUAUCAAGAAGGGAAGAUGAGCAACGUAUAUUUUCCGUUUGAUACUGUUGAAGACACACCAUUGGACGUGGCGAAUGAGAUGGUGAAGGAACUUGACAUAAGGGAUCGAGAACCAUCAGAGAUAGCAGAGAUGAUCGCCCAAGAGAUAACAAGUUUGGUGCCUGGUUGGAUAGAAGACCGCGAGGAGCGCCACCAAGUUUGCAACUAUGUCGAUGACAAAGAAGAUCGGAGCAGCCAUCCCUUCUACUACCUCUCCUCCCCUACAUCUUCACAAGGUUCAGUUGCCUUUGGCAUGAGCUCCUCCCAAGGAUACAACCAUCUCCAAAAAGAAUUGGCCGGAGAUUGCUCAUUUCUGGACGACGACGACGACGAUAUGAGUUCUGUUCACCCAAUUAAUUACUCUGCUAUUAACUACAGUGAUCAGGAACUUUGUGCAAGUUUCGACCAGGGAGAUCCAAACGGCCUAAAUUCGGCGAGAUUCUGCAUUGGCGAAGGUUUUGGUUGCUGCUAUAGCGGCGGUGGAGAGAAAAGUGCAGCAGGAGAUGCACACCAACGCCACCACCACCGGCGGCUGCUUAGGAACCAGUCGAUGCUGGACUUGCGAAGCCAGAUGCUGCACCGGGCGCUGGUGGAGGAGCUGAACAAGCGGACGUUUAAGACGAUUUGCGCCGUCGAGAACAUAGGCUGCCAGGUGCCAUGCUCAUCGUCGUCUUCAGCCCGCUGCAAUUAUCAUCAUCGUCAAAAGCAAAGCAAGGAACCCAAUUCACCUGCAGCACGAGGAAGAGGUUGAAUGAACUAGACCGUAAGGUGAUUGUAAAUAGUAGGUAUUUGCUACUAUCAGACCUCUGUGUUCCAGAUUGUAAAUAGAGAUAAUCCUCUUUUUAUUUCA